UCACCAUGAAGGCAUCAAGGGCAGAACGCUUUAAGGUGACGUCAUGACGCUCCUGCCCAGCCAACAUGGCUGACAGCAUCCCGUUGAAUCCGGUUCGGAAAAGCUCCAAGCGAAUCGGGAAUUACAGCUCAGCCAGACUUUCCAGAUUCUCUUUAGAAGAUGAGCCGUCUAACUUGGACGAGAUGCCUCUGAUGAUGUCUGAAGAAGGCUUCGAGAAUGACGAGAGCGACUACCAGACGCUGCCCCGUGCCAGAGUGGGUCAGAGACACAGAGGGCUGGGCUGGUUCCUGCUGGGAGGCUGGAAGGUCCUUUGCAGCAGCUGCUGUGACUGUCUGGCUCAUAUCUGCUGGAGGAAGAAGGAGCUGAAGGCCCGGACCGUUUGGCUCGGAUGUCCAGAGAAAUGUGAAGAAAAGUACCCAAAAAACGGCAUCAAGAACCAGAAGUACAACAUCAUCACCUUCGUGCCUGGGGUUCUCUACCAACAGUUCAAGUUCUUCCUCAAUCUGUAUUUCCUGGUGGUGGCCUGCUCCCAGUUCGUUCCAUCGCUGAAAAUCGGAUAUCUGUACACAUACUGGGCCCCUCUGGGCUUUGUGUUAGCGGUAACGAUGGUGCGGGAGGCUGUGGAUGAGGCGCGGCGAUAUCAGCGAGACAAAGAGAUGAACUCUCAACUCUACAGCAAACUCACAGUUAGAGGUAAAAUCCAAGUGAAAAGUUCAGAUAUACAAGUUGGAGACCUGAUAAUAGUUGAUAAGAACCAGAGGAUUCCUGCUGACAUGAUUUUCCUGAGGACGUCGGAGAAAACGGGGGCGUGUUUCAUCAGGACGGAUCAGCUGGAUGGAGAAACCGACUGGAAGCUGAAAGUCGCUGUUUGCUGCACACAGCGCCUCCCUGCAGUCGGGGACCUCUUCUCCAUCAGCGCCUAUGUCUACGCCCAGAGGCCUCAGCUGGACAUUCACAGCUUCGAGGGCAAUUUCACCCGGGACGACACAGACCCACAGAUCCACGAGAGUCUGAGUAUUGAAAACACUCUGUGGGCCAGCACAGUUGUUGCUUCUGGAACCGUGAUCGGAGUGGUGAUCUACACGGGAAAAGAGACACGGAGUGUUCUGAACACGUCCUGCGCCAAGAACAAGGUGGGCCUUCUGGACCUGGAGCUGAACCGCCUCACAAAAGCCCUGUUUCUGGCUCAGGUGGUUCUCUCUGUCGUCAUGGUGGCGCUACAGGGCUUUGUGGGCCCAUGGUUCCGGAACCUUUUCCGAUUUGUGGUUCUGUUCUCCUACAUCAUUCCCAUCAGCCUGCGGGUUAACCUGGACAUGGGGAAGUCCGCGUAUGGAUGGAUGAUCACGAAAGACGAAAACAUUCCCGGGACUGUGGUCAGAACCAGCACCAUCCCUGAAGAACUGGGCCGGCUGGUCUACCUGCUGACAGAUAAGACAGGAACCCUGACACAAAAUGAGAUGAUCUUCAAGCGGCUGCACCUCGGAACCGUCUCCUACGGCACCGACACCAUGGACGAGAUACAGAGCCACAUAAUGCAGUCGUACGCGCAGGUGACCUCUCAGCCAUUGGGAGGAAGUGCCGGGAGCGCCAGCAGCACCACGCCGUCACAGAAAGCCCAGCCGUCAGGCCCGAAGGUCCGUAAGAGCGUCAGCAGCCGCAUCCACGAAGCGGUGAAGGCCAUCGCCCUGUGUCACAACGUGACGCCCGUCUACGAGUCCCACGCCGCCGUGAACGGAGAGACGGAGUCUGCGGAGGCCGACCAGGACUUCAGCGAUGACAACCGGACCUACCAGGCCUCCAGUCCAGACGAGGUGGCACUGGUGCGUUGGACGGAGAGCGUUGGUCUGACCCUCGUCAACAGAGAUCUGACCUCCCUGCAGCUGAAGACCCCGUCUGCACAGAUUCUCUCCUUCCUCAUCCUGCAGAUCUUCCCCUUCACCUCAGAGAGCAAACGGAUGGGCAUCAUUGUCCGGGACGAGUCAACAGGAGACAUUACCUUCUACAUGAAGGGAGCUGAUGUUGCCAUGGCGAGCAUCGUCCAGUAUAACGACUGGCUGGAAGAGGAGUGUGGGAACAUGGCCAGAGAGGGCCUGAGGACCCUGGUGGUGGCCAAGAAGUGCCUGUCUGAGGAGCAGUAUCAGGACUUCGAGAAUCGGUACAACCAGGCAAAGCUGAGCAUCCACGACCGAGCUCUGAAGGUGGCUGCGGUGGUGGAGAGCCUGGAGAGGGACAUGGAGCUGCUGUGUCUGACCGGCGUGGAGGACCAGCUGCAGGCGGACGUCAGGCCCACGCUGGAGCUGCUGAGGAACGCCGGCAUCAAGAUCUGGAUGCUGACGGGAGACAAGCUGGAGACGGCUACAUGUAUCGCCAAAAGCUCCCAUCUGGUUUCCAGGAACCAGGACAUCCACGUCUUCAAACCGGUCUCAAACCGAGGAGAGGCCCAUCUGGAGCUGAACGCCUUCAGAAGGAAGCAUGACUGCGCGCUGGUCAUCUCCGGAGACUCUUUAGAGGUCUGUCUGAGGUAUUAUGAGCACGAGCUUGUAGAGCUGGCCUGUCAGUGUCCGGCUGUGGUCUGCUGUCGAUGUUCUCCGACUCAGAAGGCCCAAAUCGUCUGCCUCCUCCAGCAGCACACGGACAACAGAACCUGUGCCAUAGGCGAUGGAGGAAAUGAUGUGAGCAUGAUCCAGGCUGCAGACUGUGGGAUCGGGAUUGAAGGAAAGGAAGGGAAGCAGGCAUCUCUGGCUGCAGAUUUCUCCAUCACUCAGUUCAAACACAUCGGUCGCCUCCUCAUGGUUCACGGCAGGAACAGCUACAAGCGCUCGGCUGCGCUCGGACAGUUUGUCAUGCACAGAGGCAUGAUCAUCUCCACCAUGCAGGCGGUCUUCUCCUCCAUUUUCUUCUUUGCCUCUGUGCCUCUGUACCAGGGUUUCCUCAUGGUCGGGUACGCCACCAUCUACACCAUGUUCCCCGUGUUCUCCUUGGUUCUGGAUCAGGACGUGAAGCCAGAGAUGGCACUGCUCUACCCAGAACUUUACAAAGACCUCACCAAGGGACGUUCCUUAUCGUUCAAAACUUUCCUCAUCUGGGUUUUAAUCAGCAUCUAUCAAGGUGGCAUCCUGAUGUAUGGCGCGCUGGUGCUGUUUGAGUCCGAGUUUGUUCACGUAGUGGCCAUUUCGUUCACGGCGCUCAUCCUGACGGAGCUGCUGAUGGUGGCGCUGAACGUCCGGACCUGGCACUGGCUCAUGGUGGUGGCCGAGUUCUUCAGCCUGGGCUGCUACCUCGCCUCGCUCGCCUUCCUCAACGAGUACUUCGGCAUAGGCAGGGUGUCGUUUGGAGCGUUCCUCGACCUGUCCUUCAUCACAACGUGGCCGUUCCUCUGGAAGGUGUCGGCCAUCACGCUCGUCAGCUGUCUUCCUCUCUACAUCAUCAAAUACCUGAAGCGUAAAUUUUCUCCUCCGAGCUACUCCAAGCUGUCCUCCUGAGCCCCCCGGGGGGCCAAGCGACUGCAGUUGGUUUGUUUUUUUGUAUUUUCAGCACUUUUGUUUUUCCUUCCUCGGUGACGGACAAUGACCCCUGCAGGUCAGAGAAACGCUGGAAGCGUCAUAAACUGGGAAAUCUUUCUUUACUUGAACACAGGAGCACAAGAUGGAAGACCAACCCGUCAGUUGUUUUAAAGUAUUCAAUGAAAUGGGACUUUUAGAGGGUCUGAAUGCUCCAGCUGCAGAGUUUGCUUUUAUAAACAGCUUUUUUUAACACAGGUUUUUUAUUCUACAUGUUUCUGGGCUGCAUUCAGCUGGAGUUCCUGAUAAUCCUGCCUUGGUGCAGCUUCAGCCGCUAACAGCUGCAGCUGGCACCUUCGUCAUGCAUCCAACCAAAAACAGACAUCAGACAUUAAGAAGAAGGGCGUUUUCUGUCCUUGUCAUGCAGAAACAUCCUGAGAUGCUUUAUAGUUCUGCAGACUCGGUGAUCAGAGUGUAGAAGCAUCAACUGUUUCCAUCUUUGGCCUUUAAUUAACGCCUACAGGCAGGAAGCGGCAGCUCGUUUAGUCUGUUUAACGCCCUGAAGAUUCACCUUAAACUCUGCAUCUCAAACCGUUCACUUCUGAUGUUAAAAACUGUCCAGCAGAGGUUCUGAAAUUGCUCCAGAAUGAGUUUUAUCAUUGCCUAACUAGACAUACAGUUGGGUUUAUUACAUGGUUCUUUAAUCUGAUCAUUCCUGGUUUUGGUUCUGACCUUCAUGCUGGAAAACGUUGCUGCUCUGUUAGUAAAAACAAACCUGAAGAAUCAGCACCACUGGGCCACUUUGAUGCGAACUGCAUUUAGGAUUUAAAUAUUUCAUUUUUCUACUGUUUCCUGCUCUGAUUCUUGUUUUCUACAGAUUGCUUUGUGUUCCUGUGAUACUUUCCUUGUCCUACACUGCACUGUCACUAUUCGUUAAUUAUAGAAACGUUCCUGAUUAAUAAAAAGAAACUUUGAAUGUUGUUCAGAUA
Girardinichthys multiradiatus is the source of this 4489-nucleotide messenger RNA. It is a transcript of the gene atp9b, whose product is annotated as ATPase phospholipid transporting 9B. Gene Ontology annotation, cellular component: trans-Golgi network; plasma membrane; endosome. The transcript has 30 exons. Gene Ontology annotation, molecular function: ATPase-coupled intramembrane lipid carrier activity; ATP hydrolysis activity; ATP binding. The coding region runs from base 66 to 3482 and encodes 1138 amino acids. Gene Ontology annotation, biological process: phospholipid translocation; retrograde vesicle-mediated transport, Golgi to endoplasmic reticulum; endocytosis. Lineage: Eukaryota; Metazoa; Chordata; Actinopteri; Cyprinodontiformes; Goodeidae. The record is from RefSeq and is a predicted model, not a curated record.